GGAGCAAGAUGAACCCACCUGUCCGCUCUUUGCAGGAUUCAGCUCUGGUGAACCCACACCGUGCCAUGCAGCCAACUAUGUCACGCCCACAGUGCGUCCGCGCCCUGCCGUGGUGGCAUGCUUGAUUUCUGACCUGCCUGCACCGAAGCUGAACACCUGCGGUACCGUCUGAAGCUGUAGCAGGCCUAGAUAAACACUCUACAGACUCGGCGCAACGCUGCGCGCGACACGGCCUCGCGUGAUCACGACCCCACCACUGCUAACCAUGGCCCAGCAGUUCCUCGCCGACAGCAACGGCUGGCUGUCGUUUAACCACAGCACGCCGAUUCUCUACAUCACGGCCGAAGAUGAGGAGUUUGACGUCGAGACAAUGCGCGCCUGGCGCGACGAGGGCUUCAUCGUCAAGUACAUCCCCAUGGGCCAGGACGGCAAGCAGUAUGUGAAGACGCUGCACCACCUGGGCGACGGCAUGAGCAUUGGCGAGCGGUAUGCGAUCGUAGCGUUUGGUGAAGCAGCAGCUGUCUGUCUAGAUGUCUACAGCGAGCCCAAGACAGCGACGAGUAAAUUGUGCUCCCUGGUUGCGUACUAUCCGACGAGCAUACCCGAUCCGCGACGCCGCUUCACUGCCAGCUUCCGUGUUAUAGUGCAUCUCGCGCAGGGUAGUGGUGAUAAUGAGGAGACGGUGGGCAUUGUGCGCCGACCAGAGGUGUUGGGCAUACAGGCGAGGAGAAAGACGGUGACAAAGCGCAUAACGCCGGGGAUAGGUGCCGGCGGUCUGCUCUCCAAGAUGGAGUACCCAGCGUACACCUAUGAAGGCGUUGAUCCGGGCUUCGCAGAGCAUGAUCUGGAACAGUACGACGCGGUUGCAGAUGCCAUUGCGUGGAGUCGAAGUCUGAGCGUAGUGCGCAGAGGCUUCGGCGCAGAAGUGCAUCUGGAACGUCCAUGGGAGGACAACGUAGAACAGAAAUACCGCGAGCACAACGUCCAAAAGCUUAUGGAGACCUACGUCAGCCACCCCACGCCUUGCGUCAACUUUACACCAACCAUGACCGGCGGCUUCGGCAGAGCAGAACUCAAGCGCUUCUACGCCGAUUACUUCCUCAAGAGCGCUCCGCCAUCGCUCCACCUACGCCUUGUCUCGCGCACAGUCGGUGUAGAUCGCAUCGUCGACGAAUUAUACGUACAGUUCAAGCACACAUGCGUCAUGCCGUGGAUACUGCCAGACGUCAAGCCUACAAACCAGAAGGUGGAGAUCAUUGUAGUCAGCAUUGUCGGGAUGCGCGCAGGCAAGGUCUGGUCUGAGCGGGUGUAUUGGGAUCAAGCCAGUGUCUUGUUCCAGGUGGGGCUUUUGGAUUCAGAGGAGGUGCCUGAGCAGUUCAAAAAAGCUGGGCUAGAGAUGCUGCCUGUGAGCGGGAGUGAGGCGGCACGGAAGGUUAUGGAUAUUGAGAGCGAAGAGGCGAACUUUAUGAUCGAUGACUGGUGAUGGAGACGGAGGUGGACUUGUCCAAUGUUUGGCUUGGGCCAUAUGAUACCUAGUCACGUAAUGC
Molecule: messenger RNA, 1547 nt
Organism: Macroventuria anomochaeta
Lineage: Eukaryota; Fungi; Ascomycota; Dothideomycetes; Pleosporales; Didymellaceae
Exons: 3
Coding region: 266-1483 (405 amino acids)
Biological process (GO): polyketide metabolic process
Source: RefSeq, a predicted model, not a curated record